GACACUGCGAAUUCCCUCAACAAACAUCUUGACUUUUUAUGGGACGCAAGUCUACCGAAUGAAAACGUCCAGUUCAUUCCUAUAUCUAUGGAAGUAUCCGUGUGUAUAAGUAUACUGAAAAAUUUAUACUAUGAAAAAGUCGCAACGCCUGCUUAUCGCAAAGAGGAAUUUAUGGAACUAGUCUGCGGUCUAACCAUUAAAGCGGAUACAUGGCAAAAAUCACCGAAUGUGAAGCUGGGGGUACACAAUGCGAUAUUUUACGAUGAACAAAAAAACAUAUCUCAGAAAUUCUUGAAUGACGUAAAAACAAAUUUUCACGCCGAACUGUACAACGUGUCCUUUGUUUGGAUAGAAAAAAUACUUCUGCCUUCUAUUGAAGAAUGGAUUGCUGAAUACACAACGCGAGAAGAUUACAAUUUGAUUGGCCCGAUCAGAGAGGCGAACGGUUACUUGCAAUUCAGCAUGUUGACGUUUACAGCUUGCUGGGAUACGCUGAAGACUACUGAAAUUUGGGACAGAACGUAUCGCUUCAAAACUACUUAUCAAACAGUGAUCCAAAUGCGAACAUUCAACUCGAAAGAAAAAAUCGGUUAUUACAAUAAUUCCAUACGGAAAUACGAAGCCAUCCGUUUACCCUUUAAAAACAAGGAAUUCUUCAUGGUCGUCCUGUUACCUUACCCGGAUCAACCAUUAAUAUCAAUCAAGAACUUCUCAUACGAUGAAUUAUACGAAUUAUUCGAAAUUGUCAGCGCGAAUAUCAUACACAUCGAUUACACCAUUCCAGUUAUGCAUUAUUCAACUGUGUUUUCUUUAAAGGAAAAAGGUGUUAGUAUAAAUGGAGAUACUAUCGUCUGCGAUUCAUUUUCAGCUCGGCAGACUUUCAACGAGACCGAUAUCAACUACAAACCGUUUUAUGUCGAUAGGCCAUUCGGUGUACUUAUUUAUGACGAAAGAACGCGCUACGUUUUGGUGCAUACGUGGGUGAAAAAUCCUAUUAUGACCUUUUCGAAUCCUAUUACUCCAAUGCAGUGGAAUUUGUUUAUUAAUUACACGUGAGUGUUAUUUUUUUUACGUCGUGACGUUCAACGUGCGAUUUCAUAACUAAACUAUUCUCAUUGUUGAAAAAUGUAUAAAAAUAUAAUAUUCUAAACCUA
This is a messenger RNA of Planococcus citri (citrus mealybug), 1154 nucleotides long. RefSeq lists its product as uncharacterized. Bases 88 to 1056 code for a protein of 322 amino acids. The transcript has 4 exons. The record is from RefSeq and is a predicted model, not a curated record. Gene Ontology annotation, molecular function: serine-type endopeptidase inhibitor activity. Lineage: Eukaryota; Metazoa; Arthropoda; Insecta; Hemiptera; Pseudococcidae.